CCCAUGUGCCAUUACUUAUAUAUGUGUGCCAUCGACUUUAUCCAGUUAGCUGUGCAGAGUGAUGACGAUGAUAAUGAUGAGGAUGAAGAUGAUGAUGAGCUUAUUGACCCAAUCCCAGUACCAAUAAUCAUUCUGAGUUAUUGUUUCUGGCUCGUUCGUAACAUUGGAAGCGGAUCGUUCGGAGAGAUUUACUUUGAUGGACUGCUCGCGAACUGAUACACGGUUCACGGCACAAUUUACCAAAAAAAAAAAGUCGAAGCUUAUGCUUGUUGCAACUCCAAGAGAAAAAGAAUAAACAUAAUUAUCAGCUUAGAACACUUCUACGAAACGUUGCCAAGCCUGGAGACCUAAUUAAGCUCAAGUCAUUCGUGGGGUGAUUUUGUUGCAUACGUGGAUGUAGAAUUUGUACUAUCAAUGCGAUGCGCAACUUUCUAAGUACUUACUCUUCUUUCUUCUUUGCGACUCGCAGGCCUAUAUGUGCAGAGCUUGUUAACGCAUAGAAAGUGAAUUCUCAAGUCAUUCUCUAUCAUAAGCUCCACUGAUCAUAAUCAAGUAGUGCCAUACCAAUGGCCGAGUCUGUUGUUUCGUCCGUGGGGCAGACAAUAGGAAAGCUGCUCAUCGAGGAGGCCAGAUUCUUGAGGGGCGUGGAGGGCAAGAUCGAGGACUUGCAAAGGGAGCUGAGGCUGAUCCGGUGCUUGCUGAGGGAUGCGGAUGCGAGACGAGAGCACAACGAAGCUGUUGGAGAAUGUGUUGCACAACUCCGAGACUUUGCCUAUGAUGCCGAGGACAUCAUCGAGAGAUACACCCUCAGAGUCGCUCUGAAGAAGGAACAAUACAUCACCAGAGCGUGUGCUUGCUUCAUGGCGAAGUGCACGUGCCUGCAGAUUCAUGUGGUGGGGACAGAGAUUGAGGGCUUGAAAUCUAGCAUCUACAACCUUAGAACGAGCAUGCUGGCUUUUGGCGCACAACCUGGGAAUGAGGGCGACCGCAAACGGGCAACGGAUUUGCUGCCGAAACCUACUUAUUGCCAUUUCGAGGAGGAUUUUCUUGGGAGGGAAGAUAGUAUUAAGGAGUUGGUGAAAGAGCUGUUAAAGGAUGGAAAACAGCAGAGUUAUUUCUAUAUGGGGAAUGGGUGGUUGGGUAAAACCUCACUCGCUAGGAAAGUCCUCGCUCAAGAUGAAGUGAAGAACCAUUUCAAUGGUUCAGCUUGGGCUUGUGUAUCUCAAGAAUACGACGUGAAAGAAAUUUUGGUGGGAAUUCUCGUUAAAUUGAUCCCUGGCCAAAAUGACAGUAUUAAGAAGAUGAUAACUCAGGAAUUGUUUGAAAAACUACACAAGACCCUACAAGAAAAGCGAUGUAUCGUGGUUCUUGAUGAUAUUUGGACCAAAGGGGCAUGGGAUAGUCUUCGAGAUGCAUUCCCGGUCGAAAACACAAGAAGCAAGCUAUUGAUUACGACCCGCAAUAGAGAUGUAGCUAAGUAUAUCAAUCCUCAAGGGAUCCAUGAACUUCAAUGCUUAUCGGAUCGAGAGAGCUGGGAUCUACUAAAGAAGAGGGCGUUUCCCGAAACAAAAGGAUUAGUUGUUGAAAUUUCUACUGAUGGACCUGGAGUUGGUCAAGGUACUGUUGCGGGCCAAGCUAUGGAAGGUAUCGCAAAACUGUCAAAGACGGAGGGACAACCAGUAAUCACUCAAGACAUGAAGAGAUUAGGAGAUGAACUCCUUAAGAAGUGUGAAGGAUUACCCUUGGCUAUCACUAUGCUUGGUGGACUUCUAGCAGUCAAUGAAUGGGAGAUAGUUUACAAAAAGAUCAAUUUGCAUUUUGAUGAUAAGAGUGAUGUACCAAAAGUGUUGGCCUUAAGCUAUGACAAUCUACCAUGCCAUUUAAAGCCAUGCUUCCUAUAUAUGGGCAGCUUUCUAGAGAAUGCCGAAAUCCCUAUAUCGAGGGUUCUUCCCAUGUGGAUUGCUGAAGGCUUUGUGUCGCUAAAUGAAUAUGACGAAGAGAGAGAAAUACCAGUGGAAGAUGUAGCAGAGCAAUAUUUAGUAGAGUUGGUUAAUAGGGAAUGGUUCAAGUACGACAACUUGAGUAGAAAGAUCAAAACCUGCCACCUCCAUGAUUUGAUGCGAGACUUAUGCCUCUCCAAGGCUAGGCAGGAGAGGUUUCUUAGCAUUCUUAAUAUCCAGCAAAAUCAUGAAAUGAAGGAUUGUUCUUCUUCGAUGGCAAUAAAAGUGAAGUCAACUUGCAAAACACGAAGGCUUUGUCUCAAUAUGAAUGUUGAAGGAAACAUGAUUCCAAGUGUAAAACAAAUAGGAAGGACUAUGCUCCACCUUCGAACUUUCAAGUUCUUUGGAUUUGCUAAAGGGAAGUGGAAGCAAUUUCAACCUAUUUUCAUCAACUGUAAGUUUCUCAGAGUUUUGAAACUCGAGUGUCUUUAUAAUAUGAGAGGAAAUUUACCUAAAUCAGUGGGAGACCUAGUUCAUUUGAGAUUCAUGAGUUUAGCAAACAGUAGUUUCAAGGGCUUGCCACAAUCCUUGGGAAACCUUAUAUAUAUGGAAUUCUUGGACAUGGACAUUCGUAUGGUUCCAUAUAAAAAGGUAACCAUGCCAAAUGUGUUGUGGAAGAUGACAAGGUUGAGGUAUCUCCAUCUUCCUCUCCAAUUUGCCGUCAAGAAGAGAUUUUGUGGGGAUCGGAGGAAGUUGCAGUUGGACACUUUAAAUAGCCUAUGGAAAUUGAAAAACUUUUUUUUGAAGAUGUGUGAUGUGAACGAUUUAAGCAAAUUGACUAAUCUGCAAAAACUGAUUAUCAUCGGCGAGCAAGGCUCUAAUGACUUGAAGACAAUUUCACAACUUGCUAAAUUCAAUUUGAAACAUCUGCAAUCCUCGUCUUUCAUAUUCACAAGCUCUUCAUUCACUGAAGCCGAAUUGAGUAUGACAUCAAGCUGUUGUCAUUACUGUAAACUAUUUCUAAGUGGAAAAAUAGAGAAGUUUUCAGAACAUAAGAAUCUACCCCAACAAUUGAGUAAGCUAGUCUUACUAUGGUCUGGACUUGAAGAAGAUCCGAUGCCAAUAUUGGAGAAAUUGGAUCGCUUGGUUAUCCUCAUGCUGGGGUAUAAUUGUUUCUUGGGAAAAGAAAUGGUUUGCUCUGCAGGAGGGUUUCCUCAACUCAAGCAUUUAGAACUUCUUGCGCUAGAUAAUUUGGAGGAGUGGAGGGUCGCCGAAGGAGCCAUGCCUCAUCUUUCCCGAUUAGGGAUCGGCAACUGUCUCAAUUUGAGGACUUUACCUCGAGCGGUCCGCCCGUAUGACGGAUCUGGUGACUUUUAUGACCAGCUUACAAAGGUCGGGUGGUUCGGGUGACCUUUAUGAUCAGCUUACGAAGAUCGGGUGUUGCUCAAAAAAAAAAAAAGAUUGGGUGGUGAGAGAGACAACGAUGCGGGUGGUCGGGGGUGGCCCCAGCUUUCCAAGAGAGAGAAAAAGGGAGCAUUGGCUUGUGUGUUGUCGGGGGUGGGCCCCCAGAUUAUAGCAGAUGCGGAAAAUGAAAAGCACAAAAUCAGCUUUUCACUAUAUUUUAGCUCAAAUUGGUUGUGGUUGUAUCACAAUCCUUUAUAGAAUUUCUCGAGUAUAUAUCUUAUCAAAUAUAUUACAUGAAAGUAUACAUUGUA
Messenger RNA from Eucalyptus grandis, 3655 nucleotides. RefSeq names its product probable disease resistance protein RF9. Gene Ontology annotation, molecular function: ADP binding. Gene Ontology annotation, biological process: defense response to other organism. Lineage: Eukaryota; Viridiplantae; Streptophyta; Magnoliopsida; Myrtales; Myrtaceae. The record is from RefSeq and is a predicted model, not a curated record.